Theileria annulata is the source of this 1929-nucleotide messenger RNA. Its product is annotated as Map2 kinase, putative. Gene Ontology annotation, molecular function: ATP binding; MAP kinase activity. The coding region runs from base 1 to 1929 and encodes 642 amino acids. Gene Ontology annotation, cellular component: nucleus; cytoplasm. Gene Ontology annotation, biological process: protein phosphorylation; intracellular signal transduction. The record is from RefSeq and is a predicted model, not a curated record. NCBI's taxonomy places the organism in Eukaryota, Apicomplexa, Aconoidasida, Piroplasmida, Theileriidae. The transcript has a single exon.
AUGAGAUCGGAUAAGGUUAUAAAGAAGGGAGUUCAUGACUUUGAUAGGCAUGACUCGAGGGAAACCCAUUCGCAUGAUAGAGUACACUCUAGUCUGGUUUCAAAAUCCAAAACAAAGAAUUUGGAAACUGACAACUUUGUGUUUAAGAACUAUGUGACAAAGCAGUCUCUUUUGCAAAGUAGGAUGAGUUCAGUUGAAACUGAUGUUCCAUCAACACAAUACAGAAGCCUAAUUUCUGCACGUAAACCACAGCCCAAUUUAAACAACUACAACCAACCAGAAAAUUCUCUUUCUGCCCACAAUUCAUCACAUGUAACUAAUUUCACCAAUAACCAUUCCAACUAUAAUAGUGUUAACACUAACUAUAAUCAGAACUAUAACACCAAUUACAGUUCCAACCUCAACAAUAAUUAUAGUGGUAGCAAUGACAAAGUUUUAGAAUCAUCUGCUACUUUAAAAGGGAACUAUAGCACUGGAACUGGUGCAAAAUACAGACCAUUAAAGUCUACAACUCUUAAAAAGGAAAGGCCGACAAUUAAGCCUCCCCAAAGUGAUAUAAAGUGGGAACUUGGGGAAAGGUAUAAGUUUGUGGAUAUGGUUGGCUCAGGGUCCUAUGGUCAUGUUUGCAGAGCUUAUGACUCACAACUUAAUAAGUUCGUGGCCAUUAAGAGGAUACAUAAGGUGUUUGAUGACCUGAUUGAUUGCAAGAGAAUAUUGAGGGAAAUUGCAAUUUUGAAUAGGCUGGACCACCCUAAUGUAGUUAAGAUUUUGGAUAUACUAGUCCCUGAUAAUUUGGAGACAUUUGAUGUUUUGUACGUAGUUCUUGAAAUCGCAGCUUCUGAUAUUAAGCAAUUGGUAAGGUCACCUGCCUUUUUGAAUGAAAACCACAUUAGGCUUCUGGUUUUUAACUUACUCUCUGGAGUUCAUUACCUUCACUCUGUUGGGAUAUACCACAGGGACUUAAAACCUGCUAAUUGUCUUAUUAACAGAGAUUGUAGUGUAAAAAUCUGUGAUUUUGGACUUGCUAGGACAACUACCUUCCCCGAGGAGUUCAUGGAAUCAGGCUCUUAUUCUGGAAGGGAGGCUGAUGUUUCAUAUACCAGCAGACCCGUUGAAAGUAUUAGCACUAGCUAUUCAACUUCGAGAUCUUUACCUGAUUACGCCUAUUGUCUUGGUUCUUCUGAUAGAUUUAGUUCAGACACUGCAUCUGGAAACGUUUCAGUUAAUCAUUUCACCAGCAUAGCUACUUCAAAAGGUCCAAUGAGGCAGGUUUAUAGGAGGCAGCUUACUGGGCAUGUUGUAACAAGGUGGUACAGGGCACCAGAGUUGAUUCUACUUCAGGAAAAUUACUCUUUUGCAGUUGACAUUUGGUCGGUUGGUUGUAUUUUUGCCGAACUUUUGAAUAUGAUGAAGGUGAACGUUAGUGAUCCUUGUGAUAGAUCUCCUCUGUUUCCUGGAAGUUCUUGCUUCCCACUCUCACCCGACAACAAGAAUGCUAAUCCAAGGACCACACGUGAAAAUGACCAGCUGAACCUUAUUUUUAAUGUGCUUGGCACUCCAUCUGAGGAGGACAUUAACUGCAUACAGAAAGCUGACGUUCGUCGAUAUGUGAAAUUUUUUGCCAAACGUGGUUUCCAGGACUUGAGGACUAAGUUCAAGGGUGCUUCUUUAGAAUCUAUUGAUUUACUUAAAAAGAUGCUGACUUUUAAUCCUGAAAAGCGAAUCUCUGUCUUCGAAGCUCUUAAUCAUCCUUACUUUAAAUCAAUUAGUAAACCUAGGAGCAACUUUGAUUCAAUUCCCAAGGUAACUCUUCCUUUUAAUGAUUGGGUUAACAUGUCUGAAAGUCAGUUGAGAUAUUCAUUUUUACGUGAAAUUCAAAGAUAUCACAAGGAUUUUAAGAUUCCCGUAAAGAUCAUAUAUCGCUCAUGA